AUGUCCACCAAGGUGCCCAUCUACCUGAAAAGGGGCAGCAGGAAAGGGAAGAAGGAGAAACUCCGCGACAUCCUCUCCUCCGACAUGAUCAGUCCGCCUUUGGGGGACUUCAGGCACACCAUCCACAUCGGCAGCGGCGGGGAGAGCGACAUGUUUGGCGACAUCUCCUUCCUUCAAGGCAAAUUUCAUCUCCUCCCCAGGACCGAAGGAAGCCUCGAUUCCGACAAGGACAGCCCCGAGGCGACGCCGUUCGAGUUCUCCAGGACGGCCACCAUCUCCGGUCGCGAGCAGCCCUCUUCGGAGACAUCUUCUCCCCUCCUUAAAAACGCCAUCUCUUUACCCGUCAUCGGGGGACCACAGGCUUUGACGUUGCCCUCGGCGCAAGCCCCGCCCAAACCGCCGCGCUUGCACCUCGAUGACAAAACGCCGCCGGCGCGAAACCGGGAGGAGGAGGAGGAGGAGGGAGGCAGGAGCGCCGUCCCGCUGCCGCAUCCCUGCGCCUCGCGUUUCGCCGCCCCGACCAACGGCUUCGCCGAGGAGAAGGGCGACGCCGAGCCGCCCUUCCUCUCCCACGCCGGCUCCCUCCUCUCCCUCCAUGUGGAUUUGGGGCCCUCCAUUUUGGAGGACGUCCUGCAAGUGAUGGAGAAACACCAAGCAGAGCGAACGGGUGGAUCUCUACAGGAUUCGGGCCGGCAGGAAAUCUUGACGUGA
This is a messenger RNA of Charadrius vociferus (killdeer), 711 nucleotides long. RefSeq names its product CDC42 effector protein (Rho GTPase binding) 2 (gene CDC42EP2). The coding region runs from base 1 to 711 and encodes 236 amino acids. The record is from RefSeq and is a predicted model, not a curated record. The transcript has a single exon. NCBI's taxonomy places the organism in Eukaryota, Metazoa, Chordata, Aves, Charadriiformes, Charadriidae.